AUGCCGUACUCCCUGACGUGGAGCCAGGGGACCGGGAACGCGCGGAGCUGGGGCAUGGCUAUUUCCCAUGUCGAAGAAAGUCAGAAGGUUUUCGGUGCAGCGAAUACUGCCAUUCCCGGCUCUCCAAACUCAUACUACAUCAACCCCCUGGGGAUACAGUCAAUCAUCCUGUCCGCAAGCGAAUUCGGUUCAAGCACGAUUCUCACGACAGAUUCCCUGCAGGCAUUCUCCGCAAAUGUCCAACUUCAGCCCUCUGCUGGGUCGUCUUCAACCCUCACUAUACCAGUGGUGCAAGGGAUGGGCUUUGUGACGGGAGAAUACUACAACCUCCAGCCGGCACUGCAGAGCAGCGUCUUUUUCAGAAAUGUUGCUGCCGCCGGACAGCCCAAACAAGGCGUGUACAAAUACAAGGUUACUUUGGAGGACGGGAAGGUCUGGCUGAUCUAUGCCAUCCCCUCACAUGGUAUCUCGCCAAACUUUCAGCUCGUCUCCAGUACUCUGCUUCAGGGAAUCUCCAACUGGUAUGGCGUGAUUCAGGUCGCGAAGCUGCCUGAUGCAAGUCAGGAAUCAAUUUAUGACCGCGCAGCUGGCGCAUACCCGACAGCGGGACACAUUGGGGGUUAUGCACAUGGUUCUAAAGCACAGUACAGUCUCUCAUGGAGCAAAGGUGGUUCAUUCGCCGGCAAUGCAACCCUGCUCAUGUUCGCCCUGCCUCAUCACGUUGACUCUUUUGACAACAUCACCCAGGCCGCGGUCACAAAGUUGCAACUCAGUACGACCACCAACGGCAACGCCACGGCCGUGGUAGCGGACUAUUGGGUAUUGGAAGAGGAUGGGUUGCCCACAACUCUGGACUUUGCGCCAUGGAGACCAGCCAGCUCGACGCAGAGCUUGGUUGCAAUGUCAUCAGCAGCCAUUGCCGCCAUUCAAAGCGUAGCUGCCACCGAGGCUUCACAAAACAUGUCUGCUCAGACCAACCUCAACAGCAUGUACUACAGUGGAAAAGCUCUAAGCAAGUUUGCGACUCUCGUGUAUACGAUGCACGAUCUUACCGACCAACAAGAUCUGGCCAAGUCUGCCUUGCUUGAGCUCGAGGCUUGCUUCGAAGUCUUCGCUCAGAACCAGCAACAAUAUCCUCUGAUUUAUGAUACUGACUGGAAAGGCUUGGUAUCGUCGGCAAGCUAUGUGACUGGCGAUUCGGGAGUGGACUUUGGCAAUUCGUACUACAACGACCAUCACUUUCACUAUGGCUACUUCCUUCACGCAGCAGCCGUGAUUGGUUACCUCGAUCCCACCUGGCUCACGAACAACAAAGACUAUGUGAACGCGCUGGCCCGGGAUGUGUCAAAUCCAAGCGCGCUGGACCAGUAUUUCCCUGUGUUUCGAUCAUUUGAUUGGUAUCAUGGGCACUCCUGGGCCAAAGGUCUCUUUGAAUCAGGUGAUGGCAAGGACGAAGAGUCGUCAUCCGAAGAUGCCAUGUUUGCAUAUGGCUUGAAGAUGUGGGGCAAGACCAUUGGCGAUGCCUCGAUGGAAGCCCGUGGCAACUUGAUGCUGUCCGUUCUUGCGCGUAGUCUUCAAAGCUACUUUCUCAUGACGUCCGACAAUACGAAUCAACCCGAGGAGUUCAUUGGCAACAAAGUGACGGGCAUUCUGUUUGAGAAUAAAGCAGAUCAUGUCACUUACUUUGGCACGGAUCUCAGCUAUGUUCAGGGCAUUCACAUGAUCCCGAUCAUGCCAUUCUCGACCUUGACGAGAACAGAGAAAUUUGUAACGGAGGAAUGGUCAACGUACUUUGCCGAUGGCGCGGUGCGACAAGCCUCAGACAUUACUGGUGGCUGGAAAGGUAUUGUAUAUGCAAAUUUGGCGAUAAUUAACCCGAAAGCAGCAUACAACUUCUUCACGCAAUCCGAUUUCGACAUGAGCUGGAUCGAUGGGGGAGCCAGUCGAACAUGGUACAUCGCAAUGAGUGCCAUGCUCGGUGGUGCUUCCUGA
This is a messenger RNA of Exophiala dermatitidis NIH/UT8656, 1992 nucleotides long. RefSeq names its product endo-1,3(4)-beta-glucanase. The record is from RefSeq and is a predicted model, not a curated record. Gene Ontology annotation, cellular component: cell surface. Lineage: Eukaryota; Fungi; Ascomycota; Eurotiomycetes; Chaetothyriales; Herpotrichiellaceae. Gene Ontology annotation, molecular function: endo-1,3(4)-beta-glucanase activity; glucan endo-1,3-beta-D-glucosidase activity. The coding region runs from base 1 to 1992 and encodes 663 amino acids. The transcript has 4 exons.